CCUCUAGCAACUUUGGGACGUGAGAGCUUGGGCCUGGGCCUGGCUGACUCAGGUCAGUGGAGCGACCUGAGUCGCGUCCCAAAGAGUUGGAGGUCCCACCCUGAGCCAGGUUCAGAACCCUGAGGCAGAGCAGUGGGGUCCCCUAUAGUCCCACCCCUGCUGUCACGCCUUGAAGGCCCUAAACAGCCUUGAGAGGAUGUGGCUUACCCUGAAUGUCCAAAUCUGAGGUCCCAUUGAAGCAAGGAUCUUGCUUUGAAGGGUGUUGCCUGUAGUGAGCUGAGGAUGGAGUCCCAGGACUGGUCAAGUAGCAAGGUGAAGAUCCUGAGCCCUCAGUAGACAGGGCUGCACGGAGCGUUUCAGCAGAGGGCUUUGGUUGCAAGACUGGCUGCCCCAGGUCAGCGGAGAAAGGAGUCCCAGGCUCUGUGGGGAGUGAAGGUGCCCACCUCCUGCACCCUCUUGCCUGCUGCCCCUAAGCACAGUCAUCAUGCCUCGCGGUCAGGCGAGUAAGCGCCGUGCCCGUGAGAAACGCCGCCAGGCUCGAGGUGAAGACCAAUGUCUCGGGGGUGCUCAAGCCACCGCAGCAGAGAAGGAAAAGCUGCCAUCCUCCUCCUCUCCUGCAUGCCAGAGUCCUCCCCAGAGCUUCCCCAAUGCAGGCAUUCCUCAGGAGUCCCAGAGAGCCAGCUACCCCAGCUCUCCUGCUUCAGCUGUUUCACUCACAAGUUCUGAUGAAGGUGCCAAGGGCCAAAAGGGGGAAAGUCCCAACUCCUUCCAUGGCCCGUCCUCCUCUGAGAGCACAGGAAGAGAUCUUCUGAACACGAAGACGGGCGAAUUGGUGCAGUUCCUCCUCAACAAGUAUAUAAGGAAAGAGCCCAUUACGAGGGAAGCCAUGCUGAAGGUUAUCAACAGAAAGUACAAGCAGCACUUCCCUGAGAUCCUCCGGAGAAGCACUGAGAACGUAGAGGUGGUCUUUGGCCUCUACCUGAAGGAAAUGGACCCCAGCCGUCAGUCCUAUGUGCUUGUUGGCAAGCUGGACUUUCCCAAUCAAGGAAGCUUGAGCGAUGGCGGGGGCUUUCCCCUGAGCGGGCUCCUGAUGGUUCUCCUGAGCACCAUCUUCAUGCAUGGCAACCGUGCCACUGAGGAAGAGAUGUGGGAAUGCCUGAAUGCAUUGGGGAUGUAUAAGGGUAGGAAGCACUUCAUCUAUGGGGAGCCCCAGGAGCUUGUCACCAAAGAUUUGGUGCGAGAGGGGUACCUGGAGUACCAGCAGGUGCCCAGCAGCGAUCCUCCACGCUACGAGUUCCUGUGGGGUCCCAGGGCCCGUGCUGAAACCAGCAAAAUGAAAGUCCUGGAGUUUGUGGCCAAGCUCAAUGAUACCGUUGCCAGUACCUACAAGUCCCGGUAUGAGGAGGCUCUGAGAGAGGAGGAAGAGCAAGCCAGAGCCAGAGCGGUAGCCAGGGAUAGCGCCAGGGCCAGGGCUAGCAGGUCCUUUCAGCCCUAGUGAAGUCUCAGGCAAUCCUCACUAAGAGAUUGAAAAGCCUGUCCACCAUCUCAGUAUUUGGGGGUGAGGUG
Messenger RNA from Homo sapiens (human), 1566 nucleotides. It is a transcript of the gene MAGEB17, whose product is annotated as MAGE family member B17. Gene Ontology annotation, cellular component: cytoplasm. Bases 485 to 1495 code for a protein of 336 amino acids. The transcript has 2 exons. The record is from RefSeq and is a predicted model, not a curated record. NCBI's taxonomy places the organism in Eukaryota, Metazoa, Chordata, Mammalia, Primates, Hominidae.